UUGUGCGCUUGACUAUUUCAAAUGUGCGUCUCCAUAGUGACUGAAAUCAUUUGUAUCCAUGCUUGUUCAUUUCAAUAUGCGUUUCUCUUUAAACUUCUCUAAGUUCGACACUUAAUAUUCUUGGGUAUUUUAUUUCAUACGUGAUUAAUUUUUAUCAACAUGGAUCUGGAGAUUGAAAGCUUUGAUGACUUUGGAUUAAGAUCUCCUGUACGGAGUACAUCUCGAAAUAAAAAGUGGUUUGAGCGGACUGAAGCUCUGAAUUUGAAAGAUGAUGAUGUUUCCAUUCGGUCAAAAAUCUGGAAUUUUGGCUUGAAUUUAAUGAAACCCUCUUAUAUAGGGGAAGGCCGUGACUACUCGUCAACUAUCAAAAACUUGAUAAACGUCGGGUUAUUGAAAUCGACCAGAAACGAAGAGAAAGAUACAUAUUCGUGUACAUGGCAAAUUUAUGACAAAAAUGGACAAACUCACACGGACAAGGAUUUGAAGGAUUACAUUCGUACACAUUACACCAGGAAAGUUGAUAUAAAAAAAGAUCUUUCCGUUUGUACCUACAGAGAAUGUGAUCGUUCAACAUGUACUUAUCAUGAUGGAAAAACUCCACGCACAACUAACACUGUUGUUGGUAAAAUUUCUAAACUCAUCGCAACUUGGUAUUGUGUCUACUGCCAAGAGCCUUUAUCCUAUAAGGCAGGUGUCGGAGACCACGGAAAAGCUUGUCCAUAUCAAGUACGAGCUGCUUCCGAGGAUCCCCAAAAAUCAGAUUCAAGAUCAAACAAAAAUCUGAGAGGCGCACAAAUAAACGUCGAAAAGAUAACUUCACCUGAAAGCUUUGAAGAGGAAUUGAAUAAUUUUCUCGAAAAAAUUCAUUACCAGAUGCAAGCAUCUGACUGUUAUUCAGAAGAAAAAGGUUUUGACAUUUUCAUGGAAGAGCUAAAACAAAAUCCGUCAUUUGAAUUCAUCGAAGUUUUCAAAAAAUUUCAUUAUUCCCCUACAAAAUAUCGUGUCAAUAUUGAAGACGACAAAUUUUAUCAAAUCAUUUACGUGCCUAAGAAUAUACGAUACCCUGAUAAAGCAAAAUCACCAAGAUUCCAGAUGGUGGAAAUCUCUGCUGAAAAAGUAAUUACAAUUCAUCGAUUGGACGCGAUCCGUGAUCAAGCAAUUGGUGCAGCAGCAGAUGACGAAAAAUGCCAUUAUGAUGGUUGUGCUUGUGGAGGCAAGUUUGAAAAUGGCGAUCAAGAACGAUUGAUCGGACAUGUGUUCGAAAACAACAUUGUGAUCGUAUGCGUUGGAUGUGGACUAGGCUUAAGAAACAUAAAGGAUUAUGAGGAGCAUUUACGACCGCAAUGCUGGCUGCCAAGACCAUCAACGGGAAAUGAAAAAAAUAACAGCUGAAUAAUUUUCAAGCAUUUAUAUAAAUCAAAAACCAAUUUAUAAUUUACUAUGCAAGUAUAUUGCUAGUUUUUUGAUAUUUACUUUAUUUGCUAGUUUUUUUAGUUCAAAUAAAUUACCAAAAUAAACAAAAAAAUCUGAUUCAAUUAUUAUUUCAGUUACAUGAAAAUAAAAAACUCAGUGCAAA
Molecule: messenger RNA, 1576 nt
Organism: Tetranychus urticae (two-spotted spider mite)
Lineage: Eukaryota; Metazoa; Arthropoda; Arachnida; Trombidiformes; Tetranychidae
Source: RefSeq, a predicted model, not a curated record